Ectocarpus siliculosus is the source of this 1254-nucleotide messenger RNA. NCBI's taxonomy places the organism in Eukaryota, Phaeophyceae, Ectocarpales, Ectocarpaceae. The record is from the annotation of a GenBank genome assembly.
AUGCCGUGGCUACGCCCCCCACGGAGAGCGCUGUGCUUCCUGUGCAUCGCCAGCUGCGAGUCCGUGGGCUCUUCCUUCGCGGUGCAUUCGGUCUUUGCUGCGGCGGCCAAGACCUCACCAUCUCGUGCGGCAGCGGAUGUUGUCCGUGGGGGGGCAGCGAGCAGCAGCACCAGCGGGCGUGGCACGCUGGGGAUGGCAAGCGGUGGGCCGUAUGACAACAGCGGCGGAGGUGGAAGACAGGGCGUGCCGGCGGUGCAAGCCGUGGCCGAAGGGCAGCGAGUCGCGGUGCCCGUUGCGGGAGAAGAGGAGGAGCUUGGGCUCGCGGAAGCGUUGGCAUCGACGAUGCCGCAGGCGCCACCGCCCCCUUUGCCUUCCAUUGAAGAGGGAGAGGCUUCCAACAAGAAACAGAGGAAGAACCCGGAGAAAAUGCAGAAGGACCGCAAGGCCAGGGGAAAGACCGGGGGCAAGGCCGGGGGGGUCAAGAUAGAGCUCGGCAAGUACAAGGCCGCCCCUUUCGAGCCGGGCACCUUCUCUCCAAACAUCCUCUACGCCGUGCAGCUGCUGAGAUCAGAGGAGGACGAGAGCUUCGGGGCCGCCUUCAUAUCCCUAAGAGCAGCGAACGACGGAGCCCCCACUCGCACGUGGAACGUGGGACGGCCGAACGCCACCUCCAUGAUGGCGCUGGCUCGCUUCAAGCUGUGGUGGAUGAUGCCCAAGCACACGACCAAGGCCAACGAGAUUCCGCCGGAGACGCAGAUGAUGCUGACCAAGCUGCCGCCCGAUCCGGAGACUGGACGGCAGCUGUACGGGCUCUUCAUCCCCCUUAUCGACGGUCAGGCCAAGUGCAACCUUAAGGGUCUGCCGGACCGGAGCUUGCAGCUCUUCGCCGAGACGGGCUGCCCCAACACUCCCGUGCCCAGCAGUGACGUGGCGGGACUGUACGUCGGAGUGGACGAGGACCCGUUCAAGCUCGUUGAGAAAAGUUUCAAGCUGGUCAACGCACGACUGAGGAACCAGGUCAAGGCGGGCUCCUUUGGGGCGGGGGGGCUUGUCCCAGGUCUCGUGCACGAUGCCGAAAAACAGCUCUCCAGGUGGAAGAAAUCGGAGGUGAUCAGCAAAAAGGUGGACAAGACAUCUCCCGAUUUUUCAAACUACCUCGGCUGGUGCACCUGGGACAGCUUCUACACCAGAUUUAUUUCAUCUCAGAUUUUGUGUUCAUUUACAUGGUUAUUCUGGCUUCUUCGCACGGCGUAA